AUGGUCGAUUGCGAUGACAAUGCGUGGGGACCAACUGUCUCACCAAAUUGUCGUGGCGGUUUUGAUUUCACUCUGAUUUUCGAGGACACUGUUCUUGCCAUCAUUCCUGGUGCUGUCAUCAUUCUGAUAGCCGUGGCCUGGCUUUAUCGCUCGCGACAACAUCGACGUCAAGUGCGAUCACACAGUGGCUUUUGGUCAAAAGCCAUUCUUAUAACUAUUUCCUCUCUUCUGCAGCUCGCCUUCCUCGUUCUCUGGGCUGUGAAGCUCCCGCGGCCCUCCCAUACCGCGCUCCCGGCUGCUAUUAUUGAGCUAACGGCCACGGUUAUUCUGGGUCUCGUCUCCUACACCGAUCACUUCAAGACUCUACAGCCCUCGACUCUUCUUUGUUUAUACUUACCCCUCGAUAUCCUUCUGGGAAUCCCACAUGUUCGUACACUAUGGCUUAUGCAACUCCAGUUCCCUCUUGCGCCUGUUCUCACGGCAUGUCUCCCUGCUAAGAUGAUCUGGCUAGUUCUGGAAGCCAGACAAAAACAAAUCUUGUUAGAAGAGCAUGAAGACGUGACCGAAGAAGAAGUCGCAGGUGUACUUAGUCAGUGCGUGUUCGGCUGGCUUCUGCCUUUUAUAAUUCGUGGUUCUCGCAAAGAUAUCCUAUCGCGGGAUCUACUACAUCUAGAUACCGAACUACGAAGCCUUCGCGUACAUGACAUGUUCAAAGUCAACUGGAGACCCAUUGCUGAGUCUGAAAACCACAAUAUCCUGGCCUGGUGUCUAUUGAAGACCUUCAGGUGGCAGCUCCUUCGUGCCGUACUGCCUCGACUCGCCCUUUUGGCUUUUACGGUCCUUCAACCAAUAAUUAUCGAGCGCCUGGUAGAUUAUGUUGGCACAUCUGAUGAUAUUCACGAGAGAGCGACGGGGCUAGGGCUAAUUGCAGCCGUCGCGCUGGUCUACGGAGGAACAGCACUGUGUACUGCUCUCUACUACCAUUCAAUCUAUCGUUUUGUCGCCAUGAUUCGAGGUGCUCUCGUUUCCGCCACGUACGAAGCGGCGCUAGAAUGUCGCUCUUCCGCAGUGGAUGGCUCGUCCACCUUGACUUUGAUCAGCGCCGACGUAGACACAAUAGUGUUCGGACUUAUUGAGAUACAUGAACUCUGGGCUUCGUGUAUCCAGAUUGGGUUGGUCAUGUGGCUCUUAUCACGCCAGGUGCACUGGGGAGCAGCUGCACCUCUUAUCCUUUCAUUGGGUUGCGUAGGAGCUAGCUUGCUGCUAUUUUCGCGCCUCGGACAAAACCAGAAACGGUGGAAUGAAAGUAUUCAGGUUCGACUUGGAGCUACGUCAGAGGUGUUGGCCCAGAUGCGCGAGAUUAAGUUCAUGGGUUUGACGAACUUCUUCACUGAAUACAUACAGAACCUACGUGCCAAGGAACUGCAGGCUUCCCAAAAGAUGCGUCGCUUGUUGGUAGGGAUUGUAGUCAUUUCUCGCAUCACGAUGACAAUGGCUCCUGUUAUUACGUUCAUUAUAUAUGCCGCUCCCAGUAAAGGCAAUUUGCUACCUGCUCGGGCAUUUUCCUCACUCACUAUGAUUGGCCUGUUGUCUGAACCGAUUAAUGUUCUUGUGCAGGCUGUUCCUGGUUUCGCAGGAUCCCUUGGCUGUUUGAGUCGCAUACAGGGAUUCUUGACAAGCAACCGAAGUAAGACAGCGAAUGCCGAAUCACUCUCUCAUGAGAAAGUCGUCCAAAAAGACCUAGAGUUUGCCUUAUAUGUAAACGACGCCAGUUUUGGCUGGAAGCUCGACACACCUGUGUUGCGCGAUCUAUCCAUCAAGAUUCCUCACGGCUGGUCUGUCGCCAUUACCGGCCCAGUCGCCUGUGGCAAAACUACACUUCUUAAGGGCAUUCUUGGUGAGAGUUCCUCGUCCUCAGGAGCUGUGGACAUCAAUAUUCGGUCAGUCGGUUACUGCGAUCAAAGUCCAUGGAUGCUUAACACCAGUAUUCGGGACAACAUAACUGGUCUGUCGGUACCAGAUAUGACACGGUACAAGCGCGUGCUACAGGUUUGUGAUCUUGAAGAAGACAUUGCUUCUCUACCUGAAGGCGAGCAAACCCUGGUUGGCAGUAACGGCAUAAAGCUCAGUCAUGGUCAGAAGCAACGUAUAUCACUCGCCCGUACCUUGAUGCAAAAAGCGAGUUUGAUCUUGGUAGAUGAUCUCCUUUCUGGCCUGGAUAAGAAAAAUAAGGCUAAAGUGUUUCGCAAUGCUUUUGGCCCUAAUGGUUUUCUUAAACAAGAGGGUACAACCUUCUUGCUUGUGUUGACUGAAGCUCACUUUUUACACUUUUUUGACCACGUUAUUGUUCUAUCCGAUACGGGAACUAUCUCUCAACAAGGACUAGUCAAACAACCAGAGAGGGAUGCAGCUGUGCAGAUGGAGCAGCAGACAAGUAAAAGCGAUUGUCAAGUCUCGCCUACAGCAACAGGAGCGAAUGAAGACGAACGUGAACAAGUACAAGAGGAACCGGAGGGACCUCUUCCAGUUGCAGCGCUACCAGCGUCUUGGAAAGCGGGAGACUGGAGUCUAUAUGGGUAUUAUGUUGCCGCUACUGGAAAAGUCAAUACAUCGGUCUACCUAAUCCAGGUCGCGGCUUUAGCUGUUCUUUACAACUUUUCUUCGAUUUGGCUCGGUUGGUGGUCUAGUAAGAACGCAGCUGGCCAUGACACCUCCUUAGCCAAAUAUCUUUCUGUAUAUGCAUGUUUCGGAAUACUCACCCUUCUCUUGUCGGGUUUAGCCAGUUGGCAACUCUUUGUACGAAUGGUGUCUCAGUCUGCACUAUACUUUCACUCAGUGAUUCUACAAUCAACAAUGAGAGCACCCUUGUCCUUCUUCUCAAAUACAGACGUGGGAACCUUGAUGAAUCAUUUCAGUGAAGACAUGCAACUGUUUGACAUGACUUUACCUCUUGCCGCACUGAACACCACCGCAUUUGCUGCAAUCUCUGGUGUUCAAUUAGUCGUCAUAUGUGUGUCUGCACAUUGGAUCGCGGCAACAAUCCCGGCCUGUCUGUUGGCCAUAUAUCUGAUUCAAAGGCUUUACCUGCGUACUUCGCGACAAGUCAGGUUACUCGAUAUUGAGCUGAGAGCGCCACUGUAUCGCCACUUUCUAGAGUCUUUGCGGGGCCUGGUCACCAUUCGCUGCUUCCGCUGGCAGGAAUCACUGACUAAUAAGCAUUAUGCGCUGCUAGAUGACUCACAGCAGGCUGUCUACAUGCUAUUUUGCAUCCAAAGGUGGCUUACAGUGGUCCUUGAUUUGCUUGUGGCUGGCAUGGCAAUCCUUCUUGCUGUUUUCGCCGUCACAUUGAGACACUCCAUGUCCGCUGGUGCCGUUGGUCUCGCCAUCAGCAAUAUCACAACCUUCAACUCCAACCUAGCCAAUGUAGUCCAGGCCUGGACCAAGCUUGAAACAUCACUUGGGGCACUGGUCCGUUCUCGAACCUUCAAGGACAAGACACCCGUGGAAGAGGGUACGGACAGACUGCCAGCACUUCCAACCGGCUGGCCACUUAAGGGCGAGAUUCGCAUCGAAAGUCUUGUAGCUUCUUACUCCCCUUCAUCUCCAGACACCUUGAAAAGUAUCUCGCUGGUAAUCCAAGCUGGUCAAAAGGUAGGCAUCUGUGGGCGGACAGGAAGCGGCAAAAGCUCCUUGAUUUUCUCGCUUUAUCGAGGGAUGCAUAUCAAAAGCGGUCGCGUCGUAAUCGAUGGCAUUGACCUGGCCACUGUUCCACCCGAAGAGAUACGUUCUCGCAUCAAUACGAUUACGCAGAACCCUUUGCUGAUACCAGGCUCUGUAAGAUUCAACCUAGACUUCAGAGGGCAUCAAAAUGACGUGCAAAUACUCUCCGCCUGUAGACGCGUCGGUUUGGACGAAUAUCUGUUGGCGCAUGGUGGCCUAGACGCUGAGCUGAGCUCAUUGGCACUCUCGCCCGGUCAAACGCAACUAUUUUGUUUGGCCAGAGCUCUCUUGCAACCAAAGAAAAUCCUGAUCCUCGAUGAGGUGACCAGUAACGUUGAUCAUAAAACUGACCUGCAGAUGCGCAAAGUUAUCGAGCAAGAAUUUCAAGGCUGCACUAUUAUCACUAUUGCGCACAGGCUGGACUUCAUCGCGAAUUAUGACCGCAUCGUGGUUCUAGAACAGGGCCAGUUGGUCGAAUGGGACUCACCCCAGGCUCUACUGUCACGCCCUUCUCAUUUUGCCAGCCUGUCGUCCGUUAGGGUGUGA
Messenger RNA from Fusarium sp. VM40, 4266 nucleotides. The record is from the annotation of a GenBank genome assembly. Lineage: Eukaryota; Fungi; Ascomycota; Sordariomycetes; Hypocreales; Nectriaceae.